Molecule: messenger RNA, 857 nt
Organism: Nothoprocta perdicaria
Lineage: Eukaryota; Metazoa; Chordata; Aves; Tinamiformes; Tinamidae
Gene: TLCD3B
Product: family with sequence similarity 57 member B
Exons: 4
Coding region: 22-687 (221 amino acids)
Biological process (GO): ceramide biosynthetic process; lipid homeostasis
Cellular component (GO): membrane; endoplasmic reticulum
Molecular function (GO): sphingosine N-acyltransferase activity
Source: RefSeq, a predicted model, not a curated record
GUGUCCUCGGUCCAGGCCAUCAUGGCCUCCACGGCCGGUUACAUCAUCUCCAGCUCCUGCCACCACGUCAUGGACGACCAGCACUGGCUGGCGCGCGCCUACCCGCCCUUCGCGGUGCCCUACUUCGUGUACGACGUGUACGCCAUGUUCCUGUGCCACCGGCACCGGGGCCGCGUGAAGGGCCACGAGGCCGGGCCGCCGCCACCGCUGCGCGCCGCCGCCGCCGCCUACCUGCGCAAGGACCUGCUCAUGGUGCUGCACCACGCCGCCAUGGUGCUCGUCUGCUUCCCCGUGGCCACCCUGUGGCGCCAGGACAAGGGCGACUUCUUCCUGGGCUGCCUCCUCAUGGCCGAGCUGAGCACCCCCUUCGUGUGCCUGGGCAAGGUGCUCAUCCUGUACAAGCGGCAGCACACGGCCCUGCACAAGCUGAACGGCGCCGCGGCGCUCGUCACCUUCCUGGGCUGCCGGGUGUUGCUCUUCCCCUACCUGUACUGGGCCUACGGGCGGCACCGGGGGCUGCCGCUGCUGCGGGUGCCCCCCGCGCUGCCCCCCAGCGUCAACGCGGCCGCCGCCGCCCUCCUCGCGCCCCAGCUCUACUGGUUCGGGCUGCUGUGCCGCCGCGCCUGGCGCCUGUUGCGCCCGGGGGACACCGCGGGACACCCGGCGUCACCCGGAGACACCCGGUGAGCCCUGGUGACACCUGGAGACACCCGGAAACACCCGGUGAGCCCCCCAGCUCUACUGGUUCGGGCUGCUGUGCCGCCAGGCCUGGCGCCUGUUGCGCCCGGGGGACACCGCGGGACACCCGGCGUCACCCGGAGACACCCGGUGAGCCCCAGAGACACCCGGAGACACCC